Pezoporus occidentalis (night parrot) is the source of this 10732-nucleotide messenger RNA. It is a transcript of the gene GPR21, whose product is annotated as G protein-coupled receptor 21. Gene Ontology annotation, molecular function: G protein-coupled photoreceptor activity. Lineage: Eukaryota; Metazoa; Chordata; Aves; Psittaciformes; Psittacidae. Gene Ontology annotation, biological process: cellular response to light stimulus; phototransduction; G protein-coupled receptor signaling pathway. The record is from RefSeq and is a predicted model, not a curated record. The transcript is spliced from 2 exons. Gene Ontology annotation, cellular component: plasma membrane. Bases 481 to 1527 code for a protein of 348 amino acids.
CCCCUCCCCCCGGCUCCGCAUCGCCGCGGCCGGAGCCCACGCCAACCGUGCCGGCGCUCGGCCGAGGAUGCUCCGGGGCUUUUGUCCCCCCGCGGCAGCCUUCGGGAGCACUCUCGUCCUGGGUCGGUGAAGGUUCUUUCUCCCUCUUUUCCCCCAACCCUUCAUCCCUCCCCGGCGAGGCAGCCCGCCCAGGAGGGCUUUAACAUCAGUCAUCUCCUUGCGGUGGGUGAAGUUGCUGCCAUGCCCGCUGCUGGGUCCCGGCGCACCGGGAGUGGCGGGGAGCCGGAUUUACCGGGGAGUUGUGCUGCAGACAAUGCACAGCAGCAGCAGCAGCAGCAUCUGGAGCAGCCCUGGGGACUGGAGCUCCGGUUUUGACAUUGCUACACACACACACCACCAGCCGCAAUGACAGCAGCUGCCUGGAGUGGCUGCAGGCAGCAGGCAGGAGCAUGAAGUGAAGAGAUCACUGCAGUGCUCAAGAUGAACUCCUCCUUGGUUGGCAACCAGAGUGGCCGGCCGUUCUGUCUCCUGGCCAUUAGCUAUUUGGAGACCAUCAAUUUUUGCCUCCUGGAAGUGGUUAUUAUUGUGUUCCUCAUGGUGCUGAUUAUUUCGGGCAACAUCAUUGUGAUAUUUGUCUUUCACUGUGCACCUCUGCUGAACCACCACACCACCAGCUACUUCAUCCAGACUAUGGCGUAUGCUGACCUCCUGGUGGGCGUGAGCUGUCUGGUGCCUUCUUUGUCUCUGCUGCACUAUCCUAUUGUUUUAAGUGAGUCCUUGGUUUGCCAAAUCUUUGGUUAUGUGGUAUCAGUGCUGAAGAGCGUCUCCAUGGCCUCUUUGGCAUGCAUUAGUAUUGACAGAUACAUCGCCAUCACGAAGCCGCUGACCUACAACACGCUGGUGACCCCAUGGAGACUUCGAAUCUGCAUACUGAUCAUUUGGCUCUACUCCUGCCUGGUCUUCUUACCCUCCUUUCACUGGGGAAAGCCUGGAUAUCACGGGGAUGUGUUUCAGUGGUGUGCCAAUUCCUGGAACACCGAUCCCUAUUUUACGCUCUUCAUUGUGGUGAUGCUCUACGCCCCGGCUGCUUUCAUCGUCUGCUUCACUUACUUCAACAUCUUCCGCAUCUGCCAGCAGCACACCAAGGAGAUCAACGAGAGGCGAGUGCGCUUCAGCUCUCAGGAUGGGGAGGCUGGGGAGGCACAGCCCUGCCCGGACAAGCGCUAUGCCAUGGUUCUUUUCCGCAUCACCAGUGUCUUCUACAUCCUCUGGUUGCCCUACAUCAUCUAUUUUCUGCUGGAGAGCUCCAAUGUCUAUAGUAACCGCGUUGCGUCCUUCUUGACCACUUGGCUUGCCAUUAGCAACAGCUUCUGCAACUGUGUUAUUUACAGUCUCUCCAACAGUGUCUUUCAGAAGGGGCUUAAACGGCUCUCGGGGGCUAUUUGUGCCUCUUGUGCUAGACAGAGGGUAGCUAAGGACUCCUCUACCUCUAGGAGCAAAAGAUCUUCCAAUGGAUGUCAUGUCUAAGACUCCUAUCAGCUGGACUGGGAAGUGCAGGGACAAUUCCAUAAAUAGCAAAAAUAAGUUAAAUAUGAUUUUAAGAUGUCCAGAUUUGCAAAAAGGUCUCUGAGAAAUGCUGCUGACAUAGAAGAAUCAGGAGCACAUAUCAGUGUGGCUAAAAAAUAUUGCUGUGGAGGAGGCUGUGGAGUUUCACCUCCAUAUUCAUUUUUAAGAAUAAAGCUGUAUCUUGACACUUACCUCUCCAGCUGGUGUGACUGAAUGGAGUGGGUGUCUGAGAGCUUCAGCAAAAUGUAGUCUUUCUUACAGCUUUACUAGGUUCUUUUCAAGAUUCGUGCUUCACAUGUAAAUGAUAGAUCUGAAGUGGAAAUGUCACAGUAUAUGGUAUAUCACAGGGAUUUUUUUAAUAUAUGCCAAAGUAUAUUGACACAGUGUUCCAGCAUCGUAACAGAAGGGGCCAAACAGUGUUGUUUAUUCAGUGCUAUCUAGACAGGACUUCUAGAACAGCAGUGACCAGUGUGAACAUUUGAGCGUGACCUUAGGGUCCUACUGAGCCGUGAGGGCAGCGAUGCGAGCCGAAGUCCUGCGCUUAGGAGAACUGCCCUGGCUUCCCUGCCUCGUUGCUCUGGUAGGAGGCAUGUGUGCCAUCAGAGCACAGCAUCUGCAUUUCCCUGUUUGCUGGGAAGGAAGAAGAAAAACUUGGAUCAGACCAAAUUUAGCAGUUAAAUAAAAUGUGUUUGGAUAAGCUAAGAGAAAAUACGUGUUGCUUUAUGAUACCAGAGUUGUGGCAGCCACUUGAGGAUGAUGCCAACAUGUGAAAUUAUGCUCAAACCAGUGGAGAAAUGCCACAGUUUUGUAUGUGGAAAUUUUCUCAAGAACAACUUUAAAAAUAACAUGUCCCUUUUUUUUUUUUUUAAUCUAAAUUCUUCUGAUAUUUUACAUACUAGAACUUAAGGGGAAAGGAAAGAAAACAAUUGUCUUCUAAACAGCUAAGGGAACUAUGCUGUAAAUUUAACUGUAGUAUUUGAGUUAUUCAUAAGUGCACAGAGCUAAAUCAGAGACAUUUUUCUUUAGCCUUCAUGGGAUUAAAGAUGGUUCGAAUAUAGCAAGAGCUAAAUCCUGUUAGCAAAGGCAUAUCUAACUGGUCAAAGUCAGUGUCUGAGAAACAACCUCAUUGACCACAGCUUUUUCAAGCUAGCUGAGGUUAAAUCUCUGCGAGUACUGUAAUGCUGUUAAGAAGGCACUAUGCCCCUCCAAUUGGUUAGUUUAUCCUAAGGAAUAUCCUUGUCUUUUUACUGAUGCCAUACUGGAAAGUGAAAGUGAACCAAGUAUUCCUGUAAGAACGGAUUACAGCCUGUGUUGUCUUAUCUCACCCUGUGCCUGGCACAGGGAUAUCCCCCACCACCCCUCUGGUUGGAGAGCAGGUUGCACACCGUGACCGUCCGCAGUUUAUUCCCUUCCUCGUGCUUCCAGUGGGUACACUGGGCUGAGCCAUGGGAAUUCUGUGAGCUUGUGGGUUACAGGUGGUGUGUGCUGUUAAAGCAGAAAUGGAAAAAUACUAGGGAAAAUGAUGUGGGUGUUUUUGGGAUUGGGGUCAUUCUCUUGGCCAAAGGGAAGACUGUAUUUUUGAUUUCAGGUCUAACUUGUUACGGACCGAGAUCAUCCUCUUCUUAGUACCCUGUCCCUCCUGCAAGCAUACACAUACCCUCCUCUCUGGUGUGCUGUGAGCCCUGGCUUCUCAUCUUCCGUGUGUUGCCCUGGAGGACAACAGUUUGUAUCUCUGUCCUGUCACACAUGGAUUGCUACAGACCGUCCUCCUUGCUGCCCAUCCGCAUUACUCCAGUAUGGUCUUGUGAGGCUGCUGGUGAGGAGAGCAGCAGGAUGGCUGGCAUGGCUUGUACUUGUCAGUGCUCAUCGCUGAUAGACAUGAGUUCCUCUUACCGAUGUGCAUGUGAGGCUGAACCCCCUGCUGUUGCUGCCUAGUUUUGGCUUGACAGCUCCGUUACAAGGAAGCUUUAAGCCAUCUCUUGGUCUGCUUUCAACAUAUUUUAUCCAUAGUUCAAACCUCUCAAGAUAAACUUCCUCUAUAGUUGAUCUGAAAUGGUAAGAACAAAGGUUGUCUAAACCCUGGUGCCUUCACCAUGACAUUUCUUGUUAUCUUUUUGAAUUAAGGCAGUAUCUAGAGCCAGGGCUUAUGCUGUGAUCCCUGCACAGCCAUGGGAGAGCUGAUCUGUUUUGCAGAGCUCUCUCAGUCUGGGUUUUGGUUAUAGAGACACAGACAGCCGUGGAGGGGACAGAGUGUAAGGGUGUAGUGAGUCAUUUAUAAGUGGUAUAAUAAGCUCACAGCACAUCAGCUGGCUAAUUGCUCUCGGGUGUUUUGCAGGUAUUAUGGCAAAGGUGGGCUUUGGGGGACAAUUUAAGGGCUUUAGUCACUAAUAUCAAAGUGUGUGUGUGUGGUAUUUUUGGAACAGCCUCUCAGGUAAACUCCCAAUAGCUUUUUCUCUGACUCUUCACCUUAUCUAACAUUUCCAAGGCUUUGAAGUGAUGCAAUUUAUAAUUGAAAUAGUAUUUGAUUAAACUUAAUGGAAGAAAAGCAUGUGCUAGGGCCUAAACCACUAAAAAUGGCAGUUUCAGGGUUCGGUGGGAGCUGGAGAGCAAAGAUUGUUGCUUUUUAUUUUACAUUUUCAUGGCAUGAAUAGAGGGUUUAAAUAGAAGCAUUUUGUGCUAGUUCUUGAGAAUAUGGAAAAUACUAUAAAGUAGGAAGGAGUCUAACUCAUGGCAUAGAGAUUUAACUCGAGACGAAGCAGUUGCUGCUUCAAGCUAUAAGACUAGAAUUGUACUUGAAGCGUAGUGUUUGUUGCAGAUGCAGAUGCAUGCUUGCAGCUGUUGUUGCUUUGCAGCUAAGGUUCGCUUAUAACAUUCCUGACAGCCAGGCUUUUGUUCAGUUGCCUUACUCAUCUCAGAGUCUUCAUCAGCUCAGAUGUGAGAGGUGAAAAUCAGGAUCUGGAAGCCUCCAAGACGAGUUGCAGCCAAUUGAUGCAUUCAAGUUUCCUCCAGUGUUUGUACAGACACUUUUGCCUCAGCAUCUUAGUGUUAGUGUCAAAUAUUUCUCUUUUUUUCCAUGUUAAUUUAUUGAUUUUUUAAAAAAAAAACUUUAAAUUACUUUUGUCUCUAAGUUAAUUUAAUGUUGAUCUAGGUUUGUCUGUGAUUACAUGUUUUAAAUACUCACAGCAUCUGAGUCUGUUAUCUUCAGUGCAAUUGCACAGGGUGAAUUUUGUUCACAGUGCCAACCGUGGAAGAGAUGAUUGUGAACUACAUUACCUUGUUUGCUCAGCAGACCAUUAACAUCCUUUGUCAUGCAGUUAACACGAGGCACAGUAGGUCCUUUUCAUCACAGUCUGCACUAUGAAUUGUUUUCGGCAGCAAACUUUCCAGUUGGAUCAUUUUCAUCCCUGUAUAUAUGAAACUAAUCCUUUCUUGGCUAUAUUUGUAUGCAAGUGUGCCUCGUGCUUUCAAAAUUGGUAUCAAGAGCAUUGCACAGAGAAAUGCCACACCGAGGAGAAUAUAGAAAUCACAUCUUCAUAAGAAUUGUGUGUUGUGAUAUGAUUUAAAUGAACUAAUUUUGAAGUUCUAUCUCAGAUUAUAAUUUCUUUAUUAUUUAAUUAGGGUUAUCUGCCUCACUUUCCAAUUAAGCUGCUAGAAGGUUCAAUUUGCAGUUCAGUGGCAUGUUUGUAGUACCAUGGGAAGGAUUUCUAUAUGCACAACUUCUCAGAAGGUGAUCGUUUGCUUCGUGUUGGUUUUUUGCUUUCAAUAGAAAGUUUACUGGAUGUUUAGUUUAUGAUUAUAUUAUUAUUUUCCAAAUAGAUUGGGAGAAAAUCUGUGAAAUACUGUUUUAUUUUAUAAUCACCAAGUGACAGGUUUUUUUUAACUUAACAGUAUCUUUUGUGUGAAACGAGUGUUUUGCUGUUAGGUUUGUUUUAUUAAAUGUUACCAGUUUCUGCAGUAUUUUUUAUGGGUUUUAGGGGGUUUUGUACUUGUUUUUAAGCUUCUUAUCACUCCGAAAUCUGUUUCUCCUUGUGGGAAUUCUGUGUGCCAAGGGGCAGUCAUGAAUAUUUGUCACAGAUCUUUGACAAGAGGAAAGUGGUCCAAGGUACUGAGGCACAGAGAAUCACAACAGGGGCACGAGGUUGUGCAGAGUCUGGCUUAGAGCAGACCUGGAUGAGGAUUUCCAGAUGUCAGACUCAUGCUGCAUCUCUAUGGCGUUGUUCUUUUCCUGCUCAUACAAAGGUUUUACCUGUAAGAAGUCCUAAAUUUCAUUAGUUUCUGUUCUGGAAAAGACGCUUCCAAGGCCUGUGUGUGGUGCGAGAUGGAAACACUCAGUAUUUAAUCAGCGGAGUUUUCCUUGUGGUGUUACCAAGUGCUGUGAUGAUAACGUGUACUGAACCUUCAUGAGUCAGGUAGUCUGAAACAUUUCAGUCUGAUCUUGCUCUACAUCAGGGUUUGAAGUUGGCAGAACUUCUAAUUCAGGUUGGUGCUUUAUAAAACAUAUUUCUUAGGGACUAAUAUCUGAGCAGAGGAGUCUACCUUCAUACAUAACAAACAGAAGGUGCAUUUAAAAUUCUUCCAUUACUUGAUUCAUCUAGUAUAGUUAAUUUUAAUAAGAGGAGGUAGAGGUCUUGGAGGGCUUUUGUGUUGUUUCAACACAUUUUUGGUUCUGUGUACUUGAAGCACCUGCUGAACCAUUUGCCUGACCUGGCUCUUAUUUCGUUGUUUAGUUUAGGUUCUUCCUAAAGUUCUUCCCUUUUAUGACUUUGCAGAAUACAAAGACAUGUCCUUUCUGUGGUGUCAUUCAGGAUAGACUUGGAUUUUACCUCACUACAACACCAUCUGAAGUUGGCAAAGCACAUGUUUGUAAGUGAUGUUCUGCUGAGAUCCAAGAGGUCUGCAGGCCUCUGUGGUUUUUAUACUCAAAUGCAGGAAGAGUCGCUAUCUUCCCUUCUGCAAAUUAAAGAAUGGACACUGCAAAUGCUUUCAGGCUUCCAGGAGGGGAGAGGCUGGGCCAUGACGGUGGAGAAACACCUGAGCUGAGUCCAUUUGUUCUGGUGAAGCUGCGCUUCCUCCCUCCUGUCCAGUUGGCAUCUUUAGUUCAGUCUGUUUUCUGCUCUUCUCUUUCCCUGCCUUUUGUUGAAAUCUAGAGCUCUAGAGCAUGGUAACAUAGGGCUUUUUUCAUCUUUCAUAUUAUUUAUGCUGUGAAUACUGUAGUUUGUAUGUGGCUGUAGUCUCAGGUCAGUGUAUUAGAUCUGUUACUUUGGGACCCAUAAGACUUCAUAAUAGUGUGGGCUUGAAAUGCAUUUGGUGGAGGUUCCCUUUGGAUUCCCUUUGGAUGUGGUGUGGUGAUCCAGCUCCUCCAUUUCCGUACAGAUAAAAUGGGAUAAUACCAGCCUGUGUCACGGUUGGCCAUCGGAAGUGUUGAAGCAAUGGGGACAUGAUCUGAUGUGAUGCAGUUUGUUCAGCCAGCUUCUCACCUGGUUUUGUUUCUAUGACAGGUGAGGUGCUCUGUGUCUGCAGGCAGCUUUCUGAUGGUUCUUCACUCAAUAUUGACUUAUGUCACCUUUCAGUUUUUAUUGCCAUUGCAGAGUUUAAAACAAGCCACAUACAUUUAGUGGUGGUUGCAAAUGCAAGUGUUUGUGGAUUUCACCCCCAUCUUCUUUGCAUCUCUUGAGCUUUAGCAGUUAAUGAAAAUGUUAACCUAAGUUAAUGUUCCUGUAUCCUGAUCCAGGUUGUUUAUUUGCAGCCUUUGGUGUGCUUCAGCAACCUGUCCUGUCAAAACUGAAUCUCUAGCCAGUGACUUUGUGGAUACUUAAACAGAAAAACAAGAAUCUUUGGUUUGUGCUGAAGAGGUUGAGGGGGAGCUGAUUGAAGGAGGUGCAGGCACUGCUCUGGGGGGAGACAGGAGGCCAGGUCACUGUGGGACUGUUGAGAAGCAGCAGCUUUAUUUGCUGAAGAAGUUUUUAGAAGUGCUGAGUUGGAUGCACAUUGCAUUAGGAUGUAGUUGGAAUUUUGGCCAGCUCUUGCGGUACAGCACGAGGGUACCCCUGGGCUGUCAGGAAGGCAAAAAGGAGUCCAAACUUCUUGCUCUGACUCCUUUCUUUUAUGGAUUUGUGAGAUGAGGAUAGCAGUUUUGUGACUCAAAGCUUUGGCUUCUCUCUGGUGGUCACUGCCGGAGUCGUUUCAUUAAGAAGCUAAACAAAUUGAAGUAACUCCUUGUAAAGAUGAACUCGAAUCUUGCUGUGCAUACGUGAGUCAUUCUUACAUGUUAACACCAGUCACGUGAUACGAGCAAUCAGAUGCUUAAUAAACCAAGUCAUUGCUUUUAUGGUAAAUUGAAAAAAGUUCUUCUGGGAUUUCAGCUGUAAAUGAAUCCUUGAAAAUCAAUAAUUAGAUUAGUAAAGGAUGACAUUUUAAUAUGCUGGCAGGAAUAUAGAGGGAUUUGUCAGGGGAAGCAAACCCAGACUUUGCACUAAAGUGGCUUAGGUAUAUUUAUAGUGCUAGUGAUUUUGUGUGUGUGCGUGUGUGUGGAAUCUUUGGACUAUUUUAAUAUGAUGUAAGGCUUUGAGCUUUAGCUAACUCGAGUUGCUCGUUUGAUGAAGUUCCAUUAGUACCACACUGUGAAGUAUUUUUAAAUAUUAGCAUUACUGAGUAUUGAAAGUAUUUCAUAAAGACAUUUUUUAAAGACAUUUUCUGUAGAUGCUGUCCGAUGAAUUGCUGUUCAGUGUACAAAGAAAUAAAACCCUGGAGGGCUGUAAGGUACCUGCGUGUUUCUGAUCACCUCGGGUUUGGAGGCGUUAGGGAUUUCUUGAGGUGAAAUUGUCAUUAAAACCUACUAAAAAUAAUGGUGCAGUUAAUCCUUUCAGAUAACAGGAAGCAGCAUUACCUCCAGCCACGCUUUUGAACUGUCUGAAAGGAUUUGCAAUCGCAUACGUUGUCUUCACAGACUUCUGUCUUCAGAAAUGCUGUACAGCACAGUGUUUUGCAAGGUCCUAUGCUGAUAAAUUUCUCUCCAUAUGUAACCUUUGAAGCUACUUUCUAUUGUAAUUCUAGCAUGUAAACACUAGAUUCAAUUUUGUAUUCCUCUAAUGAAUGCAACAGGAUGGAAACGAGUUUGCAAUUGCUAAUGAUGAGCUUUUUUACUGUUCUUAAUACUCGUGGGUAUGUCUUUUCUUCAGGGAUUUCAGAAUUGUCUUAGUACCUUUUUUAAUUGUUUUGUUCUUUCCACAUGCUGUUUACAAUGAAACUGCAAGCAUGGGAGGCUGUGUGUGCAUGUGCUUUUAGGUUGCUGUGCUGAACAAAACACAGUGGAGCAAUCUUACUUUAAAGGAUGCUUGCUUUUCCUUGUGUGCCACCCGUCUCCUUACACCCUCAUGGUAACUGGUACAGCAGAAGCCACUGGUGAGAUUAGUUCAGUGUGUUCGGUGGCAAUUUCACAUUUGUCAGAGGGUUGUUACAAGGAGUUUUGAGUCCAGCUCCUUACACGAGUAGCGUUACAACUGGUAGUUUAUUCCUGAGUGUUAGUGAGAAGGCAAAAACCAGACAAAAUCACAGGUAAGGAUGUGUACGUGUGUGUUUGUCAGAACUUUGUGCACCUUUUAAUGCUGGAAAUCGUUUCGUAUUAAAAGAUGAGGAAGAGGUGUGAGUGUGAAACCCCUGCUAUAAAGAACUAGGGAAAAAAUCCACCAAAGCAGAUUAGAAAAGCAAACAGGUGAAUUAGAGCCAGUCCCACCCUUAAGACUUUCUAAUGCUGUGUUUAAUUCUGACACAGUGGGGAGUAUCAGCGGCUGGGGCUGUGUUCCUCGAUGUUCCUCAUGUCUGCUGGGGUUUGCCCUGUUCUGAACUCUGCAGGAGAAGGGGAGGGGGGUGUGUUGGGGUGCAGGGCAGCUGAGGAAGAGUUAUGGUGGCUCCAGAAUAUGAUGUAUUUUGUGCCAACUCAGAAUUGCUGUUGAAAGACAGGGAAGAAGGGGUUCUUCUCCCCCGUCGUUUUAAUAGACAUUUCUGUAGCUGAUUUUUUUGACUCAGACUAAUAAUAAGCAGAACUACAGUUGAGCCAAAAACGACAAAUGUUACUGAUUUAAAAUAAUACUUGCAUAUUUUUCAAUAUUAAAUGGAACGAGAUAAAUCGGAAGCAUGUAAAUAUCUGAUUCUCAAUCUUUGCGUAAUUAUUUCCAAGAGGUAAUUUUGCUAUGAGCUGUUAAAACUCAAAGAAAUGUAUUAUUCCCUUUGAGAUGAUCUGUACCCUGCUGUGUCAUACGUCUCUUGGCUUGUUUCCUUAUUGCUGUAGAUGUAUAUACUUAUAUAUAUGUGUACUCGGUGGCUGUACCAUUACUGCCAUGUUAAAUUGCUUGCUUUAAAAUACAUAUGCAUAUAUAUGUAAAAUACGUAUAGGUAUUUAAAAUACAUACACACACCUAUAUAUGUAAAAUACAUAUAUGUAUUUAAAAUACAUAUACCCACAUAUAUAUGUAAAGUACACAUAUAUAUGUAUUUUAGCCCAGGCAGUUCACCAUGGCAGUAGUGGUACAGUCACACAAUUUAGGGCUUUGUACAAUAUGUAAUUUUAAGGGUGUCAAUGUGGUUCUUAGCGGAUUUUAUAAACACUUUUCUGACCCUGUCAUCAGCACUUCCCAUCCUCAGAGAAACUGCACAUUCUUCAGUGAUUGUUCCACUGGUUCCAUCUUUUUUUUGUCUGCCAUUUGUUCUGGAUUGAUGUAAUCUUGAUACUACUAAACUUUCAAGGGCUGUUGACCCAUUUCACAUAGCCUAGGAUUGCCUGUUCUCCAAAUGUAUGGAUCAUGCAUCAACAGUACUAAGUAGCCUUACUGUUUUGCCUAAAAGCCUAGCUAAUUUAUUUACUAUUCUCUCUUUAAAGAGAGGUCUCUGGAAAGGGGUAGCAUAUUUUGGGAUGCUCCUUCUCUUUAAAGGGAAACUCAGACUUUGAAUAGCAGUACUUGUUGAUCAGUGAUAUUAUUGUAGCCAAAGGAUGCAUGGGUGGUUUAAUAGGAAGUUUUUUGCUUCACGUUUCUUGAUGAGAUGUAGUGUUCUCCAGAGCUGUGUGAAGAGUGUAGUUUUUUAUUCUGAAAUGCACUUGUACACUUUAUUUGAACGGUCUGAAUGGAUCAUGAAUACAUUUAAGAAAUAAAUGAUACGUCACAUGUUUUCA